Molecule: messenger RNA, 1189 nt
Organism: Verticillium dahliae VdLs.17
Lineage: Eukaryota; Fungi; Ascomycota; Sordariomycetes; Glomerellales; Plectosphaerellaceae
Exons: 4
Coding region: 32-415 (127 amino acids)
Molecular function (GO): DNA binding
Source: RefSeq, a predicted model, not a curated record
ACCCGAAAAUCGGCCCCCCCAAUAAUUCAGAAUGAAGAGAUACACUGAGGAAGACGUUUCAAACGCGCUUCAGGCCAUUAUUGAUGGCUGCUCGACGCGCAAGGCCUCGCGUGACUGGAAUAUUCCCGCCACAACGCUUCGAGGGAGACUCAAGGGCGCAACAACGAUCCGUGAGGCAAAGGCUCCCUAUCAGAGGCUGAGUCAGGCUCAGGAACAGCACCUAGCCCGUUGGAUUAUUGAACAAGGCGCCCUAGGGUUCGCCCCUUCACACUCUCAAGUCCUCGACUUCGCACGCCGGAUCCUCCUCGCUCAAGGGGACGAUAUUCCCCUUGGGAGGCAUUGGAUAGAAGGCUUCAAGCAGCGAUCCCUCUAUUACGACCCUCCCAGGCAAGCGAAUAGAAGCCAGCCGCAUUAAGGGCGUCACCACUCAACGGCUUAAGGAUUUCUUCCUUCUAUUCAACGCCCCUAACGUCAAGGCCAUCCCUCCGUGCCUACGAUUCAACAUGGACGGGACGAGUAUCAUGGAGGGUAUGGGAAUCAACGGCCUCGUUCUAGGCCAGGCAGGGCGUCGGAAAUGCUAUAUACAGACGGCCGAUUCACGCUUCUGGACCACCAUUAUUGAGUGCGUAUCUGUCUGGCUAGGUGGAUAAGAGUUGUUGUAACUGGCUUAAGUGGUCCCUUCCUCCACCCCCCCACCAACGUCGUUAAAACAGAUAACAGCUCAGAUACCAAUGUGGGCAAGGGGCACACUUGGAUCGUCGCAUUUUAGCCACACCUUCACCAUUGCACACACUAGCAACGGCUCGUUCCAUUGAUGCUUAUUCGUGAGUAGGCGAGCCUCUAUUCAAGAUCCAGGCCACAAGCGGUGCCCAGACAGAUAGAGAGCCCAAGGGGUAUCUGGAACACCACCAAGCCUUUGUUAGUGAGAGUGUCAUUUUUACUUGCAAACUCGCAUGCAUUAGCGACAAGAACCACUCACAGCCAAAAAGAACAAGUUAAAAAUCUCGGCUUUUAAGGUUACCUGUGUAAAGACACCCCCAACAAGUCGAUGUCAUGGAUCACGAAAGCAGUCUACAUUGCGAUGAAGGGUCACUUCUCGGGCGCAAAGCUAUUGCCGUGGAUGGGUGUGGUGUUAUGGGAACAAAAUGAUGGGAUCAGACUCGGAAUACUAGCUAACACUUCUACCCUG